AUUCCACACUGAAAGAAGGUGGAGGGGUAAAAACCCAUUCAGAUCCAAAGAGUUGAGCUGAAAGCAGUCAACAUGUUCAGGUUUCUGAGUUUCUGUGUUCUGAUACUUGGCAUCAGUGCAAAGCCAUACAAACCCUGGAAUCAACUCACAGAUGAAGAAUUCCAGCAUACGGUCAUGUCCUUAAAGGAAGGACGCAUGUCCUUAGGAGUGGAAGUAGAGCCUCCUGAGGACAUGGAUGAGACUCACUAUGAGAUCGACCCUCGCAUGAGGAUCUGGAAGAGCAUGACAGCCAGUGGAGAGGACAAAAAACCCUUGAAGGAGGAAGAAGACUUGGAUAAGCUGCACCAUCCUUUGAUGGCUCAUCUCCUCAAUGUUCAUAAACAAAACCUGGAGGCCCUCCCUGCUGCUGACAUCCAGGCAGAACCCUGGCAGGAAGUUUCCCACGUGAAGAACCAUCAGGAACCAGAGAAGGAGAAAGAUGACAUGGAGGACUCUGGUUUCAGUAAGGUGGCCUCAGAUGAGCCUGAGCAGGACUGGGAUGAAGUCUACCGCCAAGCGAGGGAGGAGCUGGAUGUGUAUCUAGCUCCACUAAUUGCUGGACACAAUGCCGGUAAAGAGGUCCGCGUUGCACGGACCGAGCCAGAGAAGGAUGAGGACGGGCUGCAUCGCCGUGACGACCAGGGUUCACCGGGGCAGAUGGAGUUGGUGAGGCAGGAGGUCAGGGGGGAAAGUGGGGUCAGAAUUCACCUUCAUCCAGAGGAGGAUAUGGAUGACCUGUACCACAAAGACCCAUCCGAGGUCACCGGUCACCAAGAGGAUACUGAAGCUGUCGCUCCGGUGUAUUUCCCAUCCCAGAGGAGGUACACCGAGCCAGAGGAGGAUCUGGAUCAUCUCUACCACCAAUGAUCUUUCAACAACUCUUCCUGGGUGGAUCCCUAUCAUUCCAGAUCAUACACGGGAAAAUAAAUAGGUAUUGUAGAAUAGUAUUGUAAGUGUCAUUUGAUUUCAUUAAACUGUCUCAACAAGAAUAAAGGGAUCUAAAUUUGUUCAUAGAUGGGAUUUAACACAUGUACAUCAUCAUCACCAUCCUCAAACAUCAAAGACUUUGGGUAUUUUAUUUGUCCAGAACACGCAAUAGUUAGAAACAUUGCUACCUAAUAAUAAUAAAAAUGAUUUAUGCUACACCUAAACCACACCUCAACAUUAUAAGAACAAUGUUUUGAAGUGGAAACGGAAUAAACCUGAAAAUAAAUUUCAUGCAAAA
Gasterosteus aculeatus aculeatus (three-spined stickleback) is the source of this 1264-nucleotide messenger RNA. RefSeq lists its product as uncharacterized. NCBI's taxonomy places the organism in Eukaryota, Metazoa, Chordata, Actinopteri, Perciformes, Gasterosteidae. The record is from RefSeq and is a predicted model, not a curated record.